AUCAUUCAGAACACGGCUGGCUGCCGGGGUUAUGAUAGGCAGAAUAACAUAGUGAAAUCAUUAAUCUCACAAUAUUAACCAUGUGAUGGAGGAUUAAAUUACCAAAGAGGAGUUUUCAUCAUGAGGACGAAGCUUUCGAAUAGACAGCCUACUCGGUAUUGGGGAAAUAUGUAGUAGACUCCGAACGGAACGGAAUGCAUAGCAGAGGUCAGCUGUGGGAGUCAGUCGCCCCCGCAGUUUUCUGAGCAAAGGAUGAAGUUACAGAGGAGGAAGCCAAACGGUGAAUAUUCCACUACGGGCAACUAGCAAACUAGAAUUGUAUCCUUUAUAUGGAUGUACGGGAGUGGAUAUUGGUACAGCAACAUGUUUGUUAUAGCAAACCUGGGUUAUUGACAAAGGCUAAGCAAAUCAUCACGGGCUGCCAUCUGCUAAGGACCCCCACUUUUGAAUUGAACAAUGACUGGACCCAACGCCACUAGCACUAGUUCACCUGCAGUGAAAAUGGGGAGGCACCGAUCCAAAAGUACCAGUGGCAGUACGUACUGCAUCUCGAGCCCGGGUGCUGAAUCUGCCUCCCUUAGCACCCCCAACAACGCUGGACCUUCAUCGGGAGAGGAAGAGGAGAAAGAUGGGGGGGUGCUAUUUUACGUGAACAGAACUGGUUUUCCCAUUGACGGUGUCACUUGGGAGAGGAUGUGGACUCAUGUGGCCAAAGUACACCCUGAUGGACAAGACAUUAGCAAGAUAAGGAAUGCUGCAUACCUUCCUAAACACCCUGUGCCAUCGGUCCCCAACUUCAAGCCCACCAUGUCUGUCCCUGAUUGGCUGCUGGCCAUCCAGAACUAUAUGAAGACUCUGCAAUACAAUCACACAGGAACUCAGUUCUUUGAGAUAAGGAAAACUAGACCAUUGUGUGGGUUAAUGGAGACUGCGAGGGAAAUGAUCAGGGAAUCUCUUCCAAUCAAAUGCCUUGAAGCUGUCAUCCUUGGAAUCUACCUGACCAAUGGGCUGACCUCGGUGGAGCGUUUUCCCAUCAGCUUCAAGACCCAGUUCUCAGGUAACCACUUCCACCACGUGGUGCUGGGCGUCUACUGCAACGGACGCUAUGGCACACUGGGCAUGAGUCGCCGCCAAGACCUCAUGGACAAGGCCCUGACCUUCCGCACGCUCAGCGACCUGGUGUUGGAGUUCGAGGACUCGUACCGCCGCUACCAGCACACCCUGAAGAAGGUGAAGAUCGGCCUAUACGUGCCCCACGACCCGCACGUCUUCCAGCCUAUCGAGUGGAAGUACCUGGUGCUCAACGCCGCCCGUCUGGGGAGAGAGGACAUGAGGAAGGAGCUGGAGAAGCAUGGCCGAGACAUGAGGAUGAAGAUCCUGAAGUCGUCAAGUGCCCAGUCUCCCAUCAAAGAACGGAGCAGAGGCAAGUCUCUCUCCCCCCGCCGCCGACAGAGCAGCCCCCAAAGACGCCACAUCCACCGGAGAGACAAGUCUCCUGCGGCUCUGGAUCGAAAGCCUGCAGAACUCAGCACUUUGACCGACGGCUACCAGAUCCGCAUCUGAGACUCCUUGGAACUGGACUGCAUUCUCCUGGUCUCCACUCUGACCACCCAGUCCGCCUCACACACCCUCAAAUAUGUUCACCUGACAUUGUGUAUAUCAUAAUUAUAAAGUAUUUAUAGGGUUUUGCCAGCAGCCUCUUCUGUAGGGUGAAUAUGAUGACAUUAUGCUAAACUUUAGGCAGACAUCCAGUAGGAACACAUACAUUGAAUAUAUCAAAUGUAUAUAUUUCCUGUCCUUCAUGACCAGACGAACAAAAGCCUGAACAAGAGGUGUUUCAUUAUACACCUCCACACAUGCAUUAGCCACAUGCAUUAGCCACAUGCAUUAGCCACAUACAUUAGCCACAUACAUUAGCCACAUACAUUAGCCACAUACAUUUGCAUACAUUUGCAUACAUAUAUAUUAUGUUUUUAAGGAAGGACUGAUGCCUAAAUUGCAUGAAGACAUCAUAUCAAGACCUCUCAUGCGUUUAGAGAAGUACAGAAGUAUGUAUGUUUUUUAAAAAUCUGUUUUUGUAUAGCCUGUGUGCUUUUGUGUAGGAGAGCAACAGUCACAUUUCAUUUACUUUUACAAUGUGAAGAUUCAUUUUUAAAAACAGAGUCUGUGGGUUAAAAAAAUAGCCGACAGUAUGCUGACGUUAUGUAAAAAGGAUCCAAUAGUGUGACUGAUCAUCUAUUCUUUUUUCAAUAUAAUUAAUAUAUAGACUGAAAGGUUGUUGUAAUGCCUAAAUCUGUAGAGGAUGUUAAGUAGUUAUCUGCUGGGCUGAGCUGUAGUCCGUUUGAUGAUGUGGGAAGUGAAAGGGUGAGGGGAGAAAGAGAGAGAAGAGUUGGAGGAAACAGGAGGUACUGUAGGCAGGCUUGAGGUGAGGGGAACAGAGAGGUGCCAAAGACCAGGGCAGUCAAGCAGAGAGCCUGCUGAGUACUCUGCUAAACCCCAGCCCUGACACUGACUCUCGGUUAGAUUAUCCCCCCUGUCUCUGUCUCUAUAGACCCUCCUCUCUCACAGAUACAGUGCUGGGCCCGGUUUCCCAAAAGCAUUUUAAGGCUAAGUUCAACAUUAGAACCAUCGCUUAAGAUGCUUUUGGGAAACCUGGCCCAGAUCAAUUAAUCUUUUAAGGAAAUCAAAGCUUGUGACAAUGAUGCUUUGGAGUUUAGCCAGAACAUUACCUUUUUAAUCCCAAGAGAAUUUGACCGUAACAUGUUGCUUCAAAUGUCAACUCUGUUACACCUCAGCAUACAGACAUAUACGAAAACAUGUCUGAUAAUAUUAUGUAGCUCCUAACCUGAGGCCUUUCUGGAUCCUAUCACAGAAUCUUGAAGUUAAGAAUGCAAAUACUGAACUGAACACCACAAGACAGACAUGUCAGUCAAAUCAAGGCUUCUAUGCCAUCUCAACUGCCAUGAUGCGGUGUUGAAGACUGUUUCCAUUUUUUUUGUAGUAUUCAAAAGUCAUCAGAUAUCCAGGAGGGUGCCAACUGAACAAUAAGACAUUUUAUAGCUUUUGGUUAAACAAGCUAUGCACAUCAAAUGGAAAUGAUAAAUCAUUGUAUGUCUUCCUCAAUCUAAAUAGUUUCGAGAUCGCAGCAGAAUUGAAAUCCAGUCUCAUUUUCUUGAAUCCUGAACGAGCUGAGAACAUAUCAGUUCUUAUGUUUCUAAUUAACAUUUUUUAUUCUAACGAUCAAAUUGUGAAUGGUGCUGCUAGUCUGACAGUAUACCAUCAAGGCCAACACUAUUGGCACCAGCCGUCUGAAAGACUAUAAGCACAAAAUAACCACACUAUUGGCACCAGCCGUCUGAAAGACUAUAAGCACAAAAUAACCAGCUUAAUAUACAUGGCCAAAAGUAUAUGUAUUGGUGAAUUCGGCGGUUUCAGUCACACCCAUUGCUGACAGGUGUAUAAAUCGAGCACACGGCCAUGCAAUCUCCAUAGACAAAGAUUGGCAGUAGAAUGGCCAAUACUGAAGAGCUCAGUGACUUCAAUGUGGCACUGUCAUAGGAUGCCACCUUUCCAACAAGACAGUUUAUCAAAUUUCUGCCGUGCUAGUGCUGCCCGGUCAACUGUAAGUGCUGUUAUUGGGAAGUGGAAAUGUGCUGAAGCGCGUACAACGUGAAAGUCGUCUGUCCUCGGUUGCAACACUCACUACCGAGUUCCAAACUGACUCUGGACGAGGCAUACAGUAUACAAUGACAUUCUAGACGAUUCUAUGCUUCCAACUUUGUGGCAACAGUUUGGGGAAGCCCCAUGACUGUUUCAGCAUGACAAAGCACAAAGCGAGGUCCAUACAGAAAUGGUUUGUCGGUGUGGAAGAACUUAACUGGCCUACACAGAGCCCUGACCUCAAACCCAUCGAACACCUUGUGGAUGAAUUGGAACGCCGACUGCGAGCCAGGCCUAAUCGCCCAACAUCAGUGCCGACCUCACUAAUGCUCUUGUGGCUGAAUGGAAGCAAGUCCCCGCAGCAAUGUUCCAACAUCUGACGGAAAGCGUUCCCAGAAGAGUGGAGGCUGUUAAUAGCAACAAAGGGGGACCAACCUCAUAGUAAUCGCCGUGAUUUUGGAAUGAGAUGUUUUGACGAUCAGGUGUCCACAUACUUUUGGCCAUGUAGUGUAUGACUUUGGUUUUACAAUCCUCUAUAGAAGCACAAUGUGCUUCACUUUUACACAAUACAAUCGUUUGUCUAAUCUAUACAGGCUAGGUUAACAUUCUUACUGUUAAACACUGCCGUUUAUAGAAAAAGAAAAUGACUGGGCUCUUUUCAAUAUGCAUUGCGGAAGUUCAGCUUUACAGCGUGAUUGAAAUUUGAAGGCAAUGUCAGCUUUAGUGGAGACUGCAUUUACCGUACCCACUGCAUAUCUAACGCUUCAGCUUUCCAGAUUGAUUAGAACCCUUACUGGGAGGAAAGACUGCUUUCACUGCUGCAAAUCUGGGAACUGAAAGAUAAUACUCUUAAGUGAUGUAGCUAAAUUAGAGUUGUGCUCUUAACUGUUUAGUGUUGAGCUAAAUUGUGUUGUGGCUGAGUUAUAUUGGUGAUUAUUCGCUGUUUCUUGAACACAUCUGUUACUGAGUGCAGUGUUUAAUCGUGCUGGUUGUUGUUUUUAUGACGUGGUGAAAACACUUUGUUGUGAUGAUGAUGAUGAUGAUGAUGAUAUAUUCUUUGGACGAGGUGUGAUUUUUAAAGAAGCACACCACAUUGUAGCAGUAUCAUUUUUCAAAGGUCUUGCUAUGUUUGUGCUGUUUGACCACUGAAUAGGCAUGAACAAUUAAGUACCAUCCAAUGGGAUAAUGGUUAAAGAAAAACAGUACCACUCAUGACUGUAGAUUUAUUUUAUCCAUUUUGUAUUUACCAAAUGGUGUUUAAAAAAAGAAAAACAGAAUCAAGUUAUCUGAAUAACUGCACAAUAUGAGUAACCUAAAUGGGAAUGUACUAGGACUCUGGGUGUUAAGAGUGUUCUCUUGGCCUCUUCUCGUAAAUGGGAACGUACUGGGACUCUGGGUGUUAAGAGUGUUCUCUUGGCCUCUUCUCGUAAAUGGGAACGUACUAGGACUCUGGGUGUUAAGAGUGUUCUCUUGGCCUCUUCUCGUAAAUGGGAAUGUACUAGGACUCUGGGUGUUAAGAGUGUUCCCUUGGCCUCUUUCGUAAAUGGGAACGUACUAGGACUCUGGGUGUUAAGAGUGUUCUCUUGGCCUCUUCUCGUAAAUGGGAACGUACUGGGACUCUGGGUGUUAAGAGUGUUCUCUUGGCCUCUUCUCGUAAAUGGGAACGUACUAGGACUCUGGGUGUUAAGAGUGUUCUCUUGGCCUCUUCUCGUAAAUGGGAAUGUACUAAGGCCUCUGAGUGUUAAGAGUGUUCUUUUUUAUACUCAUGCCACUGGUGCUGCCAGUUGGCUGGUGUUAUUCUCAUAUCUUCCUGGAAAGGGCUGAUCUAUUUGUCCCAUUGGCUGAAAAGGAAAAGUAUUGAUGGUAGAUCAAUAGCAGAACAAAUGGUAGCAUUUCUUACAGCACCACUAUUCUAUUGAAAUGAGACUUUCGAAUCCGCCCCUGGUGUUCUCCAUGUAUGAUGAUGAUGUAUGAUGAUUUAUUUUGACCGCUGGUGGAAGAUAAUGUCCUCCCAACUCCUACUGUUACACUGAUCAGUUGACAAUGGUUUUUAUCAACUCUACCAUGUGUUGUAAUAAAAAAUGAUUUAUGUUUCUA
Messenger RNA from Oncorhynchus keta (chum salmon), 5757 nucleotides. It is a transcript of the gene vash2, whose product is annotated as vasohibin 2. The transcript is spliced from 8 exons. Gene Ontology annotation, cellular component: cytoplasm. Gene Ontology annotation, biological process: regulation of angiogenesis. Bases 457 to 1563 code for a protein of 368 amino acids. Lineage: Eukaryota; Metazoa; Chordata; Actinopteri; Salmoniformes; Salmonidae. The record is from RefSeq and is a predicted model, not a curated record.